AUGGAUCAAGUAAUGACAUUCAAGUAUAUAUUUCCCUCCAAGAGAGUUAUAAACAAGAUUUUAUUCCAGUUAGAUACGCCAUUGACGUCAAAGUAUCUACUGCCACUUUAUGAAGAUGUCUUCUUAGGACGAAGACCGUCAAGGAAAGUAUCUGGGGAUGUUUACUAUAUGAUGAGCGAGGUCCUAAGGAAAGUGAAAGAUAGAAACAGGUAUGAACCAAUGGAAUUGGCAAAACUUCGAAAGGAUCUGCUUUUCCUAUCUUCACUGAACGGUUGUAACGACGGAAUUGCCAAGCUUUGUUAUGAUAUUAUAAAGGAAGAUAAUGAAUCGACGGAUAACAAGACAAAAUCGAAGGAUUUACUCCUGCAAUUAGUAAAGCAUGGCCAUUUGCUCAGUUUUAAACUUGUUGGCGAUAUCUAUUUCUACAAGACACAAGAAUUUGAUGAGGCAAAGAGAUGGUAUUCCAAAUUUGUCGAGAACUAUAAGGAUCGAAUCUUUGAUAACGAAGUGUUGGGCAAUGCAGCGGAAAAUCUUGGCAUAAUUAGCUUCCAUGAUGGAGAUUUUGAACUUGCAGAGCGCAUAUUUUUGAAAGUCAUCAAAAUGGUUCCUAAGGCCCAGUGUGUUCGAUCAAUUUUUUAUUUGUCCCAAAUCUAUAUCAAAUAUGAUCCAUUGAAAUCUAAGAUUCUUCUGGAGAGCUGCUGCUCUGAGGGUUUCAAGGAAUCGUUUAAGGAGAUUGGGUAUUUGGAAAUGAGAUAUUUUGAAAAUUUUGAAAGGGCAAUGGAUUGGUUUAAAAUUGGUAUGGAAAGUUUUGAUAUAGAAUGUUUCUUUGGUUAUUUUGAUUGUUCUUAUAGAUUGCAAAAAUUUGAGCAGGCAUCACACUGCUAUAAGAGCAUGUUGAAACUUUCAAAUGCAAGUACCAAUUAUAAGAAUUUGUUUGAUCUUUUUGUGAAUAAUAGAAGAAGUGAAAUUAAACAACUCAUGACGAUGUAA
This is a messenger RNA of Kazachstania africana CBS 2517, 990 nucleotides long. RefSeq names its product Mss2p (gene MSS2). The transcript has a single exon. NCBI's taxonomy places the organism in Eukaryota, Fungi, Ascomycota, Saccharomycetes, Saccharomycetales, Saccharomycetaceae. Gene Ontology annotation, molecular function: protein binding. The record is from RefSeq and is a predicted model, not a curated record. The coding region runs from base 1 to 990 and encodes 329 amino acids.